AUGGGCUAAUUAUAAAACAGCAUAGGCUAACCCUGGUGGCCCGUACAAACCAAAAAGAUUACAAACCAAAGAAACAAUCAGUAGCUUUGUUAGGGUUUUCUCUCUUCAAUCCUCUCUCCUCCAUUGUUUGGGUGACCCAGAAAACGUUUACGAAAACGAUGUACGGAUCAGGCUACGCUUCGGGUUAUGGCUCUGGCUACGCUUCUAGAGGGGCAAUGUUGGGAAGCGGGGGGGUUUCGGACGGGUACGAGGUCGGCUCAAAGAGACAACGAAUGAUGGAAUCAAAUCCCUACUUCGCAGUGGGAAGCGGUCAAGCAGGAUACCCGCCUUACAACUAUGGAAGCAACUUUCAGCCUUCUGGAUUUCCGGUGGUGCGCCUCAGAGGUCUUCCUUACAACUGCACUGAUAUUGACAUCCUUAAGUUCUUUGCUGCCCUGGACAUUGUUGAUGUCUUGUUGGUCAACAAGAAUGGGAGAUUCACGGGGGAGGCAUUUGUGGUGCUUGCCUCAGCAGUUCAGGCUGACCUUGCCCUGAACAGAGAUCGACAGAACAUGGGUCGUAGAUAUGUGGAAGUUUUCAGAUGUAAGAAGCAGGACUAUUACAAUGCUGUUGCUGGAGAAGUGAAGUAUGAAGGAAUCUAUGACAAUGACCGCCCGAACUCUCCACCAGGUCGAUCCAGGAGGUCUGCGGACAAGGACCAAUUGGAGUACACUGAGAUCCUCAGGAUGCGUGGUCUUCCUUUCUCUGUAACCAAGGCAGACAUACUGAAAUUCUUUGGGGAUUUUAAGGUGGCAGAGAAUAAAAUCCACAUAGCAAGCCGAGCAGAUGGGAAGGCUACUGGAGAAGCAUAUGUUGAGUUUUCAUCCUCUAACGAGGCUAAGAGUGCCAUGUGUAAGGAUAAGAUGACAAUUGGUUCACGAUAUGUAGAGCUUUUUCCUGCAACACCUGAAGAAGCAAGGCGAGCUGAGUCAAGAUCAAGGCAAUGAGGAGUAUACUGUAGUUAAGAGUUUCAGUUGCUUUUUCAGUUGCUAGAUUGAGUUUACUGUUUUGGUUUUAUCAUCACUUAUAGAAUUGUACUUUGCGAGUUUGUUAGUAUAGACCUUAAAAUUGUCAGUUACUCUAGGUUUUCUGCAUCAUAAUACAAGGUUUCAAAACUUAUGAUUUGUGUUUA
Chenopodium quinoa (quinoa) is the source of this 1171-nucleotide messenger RNA. Its product is annotated as heterogeneous nuclear ribonucleoprotein H2-like. Gene Ontology annotation, cellular component: ribonucleoprotein complex. NCBI's taxonomy places the organism in Eukaryota, Viridiplantae, Streptophyta, Magnoliopsida, Caryophyllales, Amaranthaceae. The transcript has 2 exons. Gene Ontology annotation, molecular function: RNA binding. Bases 159 to 986 code for a protein of 275 amino acids. The record is from RefSeq and is a predicted model, not a curated record.